Molecule: messenger RNA, 2198 nt
Organism: Alligator mississippiensis (American alligator)
Lineage: Eukaryota; Metazoa; Chordata; Crocodylia; Alligatoridae
Product: inositol-tetrakisphosphate 1-kinase
Exons: 10
Coding region: 1015-2016 (333 amino acids)
Biological process (GO): inositol trisphosphate metabolic process
Cellular component (GO): cytoplasm
Molecular function (GO): magnesium ion binding; inositol-3,4,5,6-tetrakisphosphate 1-kinase activity; inositol-1,3,4-trisphosphate 6-kinase activity
Source: RefSeq, a predicted model, not a curated record
AUUUUUACAGAGGGGGAAACUGAGGCAUGGGUCUCAUGAGGCCCCCCCCAGUUCUGAUGCCUUCGGGCAUCUCCGUCCGGAGCUCCAGGGAAGAUCAGUCCCUUCCUGUAGCCGGAGCAAGCCUGGACCUGGAGUGACCUGGUCUCGUGUGUUUUUAGCACGUAACGCACAGCCCCAACCGCCCGGAGAAGACCGGGGAGAAGUGGCACACAAUGAGCGGGACCCCCGAGGGGGGUGGCAGAGUGGGGGACCCCCGGCACGUCCCCCCCUGGGGCUAGCCCUGGGGCAGGCGGGAGAUCUGGGGUCUCCUGCCUUCCCCUCCGGGUCAGAGGUCAGAGCGCACAUAAUAACCCCCUCCGCCCCGACUAGCCUGAGCCGGGGGCAGUCCUUUCUGACCCCCAGCAAGGAUAACCCCCCACCCCCCAGUAAUGGGGAAGCCCUUCCCAGCCUCCUGCGCGGAAUUGGCCCCGCUCCCAGGCCCCAGGGCGGUUGUGCCCCCUUCCUGUCACUGGUCCGGACGGUCCAGCUCCCCCGCGGUGGGACCAGGCAGGGUUGGUCCAGAUCACAUCAGAACCCCUCUGUCCCCCCGUGUCAGCCCUGGGGCCCACGGUGGGGGGGGGAGGGGGGGUCUCCCGUCCUGGCAGCCCCCCCGGGGUGAUUCCCCGCUAUCACCUGGCGCCUCGAAGUGGCUGAAUCCGGGUAGGAGCCCAUGGGCUCGUGCACACGUAUGCACACACCCACACGCCUGACUGCUCUGUCACCACGGCGUUAAUCACCACCGGGCCCAUAAAGAGAGGACUUUGUCAUCCCGGCAGGGCUGGGCCAGGUAACCGGCCCCGGGUUCAGGACACGCCUGUGCACACGUGUGUGCGGAGCCCAAGCAUCCAGCGAGCAGUGUCCAAGCGCACGCACGAGCCCCGGAGCCAGGCGUCCGGGCCCCAGGCCGCGCACAGGACCCCGGUGUCCGGGCGCACGCGCCGUGAAGAGGACCCAGGUGCCCGGGACGCGUGGACCAUGCCCGGCCGUGGACGGGGCUGGCGCAUCGGCUACUGCCUGCCCGAGCAGAAGAAGAGGAAGCUGAACUUCCAGGACUUCGAGGCUCUGUGCAGGGAACGUGGCCACGAGGUCGUGGAGCUGGACCUGGGCCGGCCCCUGAGCCCGCAGGGCCCCUUCGACGUCAUCCUGCACAAGCCCUCGGACCUGCUGCUCGCCUCAGACUACGACAUCCACGCCCAGAGCCUCGUCGACAACUUCCAGACCUACACGGACACCCACGCGCGCACCCUGGUGCUGGACCCGCUGUCGAGCGUGCGCCCCCUGCUCGACCGCUUCGAGUCCUGCCUCCUGCUCCGCGACCUGCGCGCCCAGGACAACAGCGUCUUCUCGCCGCCCUGCGUGGAGCUGCCCGCCGGGUCGGGGCGCGAGGCCCUGGGGCAGGUGCUGACCCGGGGCCUCACCUUCCCCCUGAUCUGCAAGACCCGCGUGGCGCACGGCCCCGACUCCCACCAGAUGACGCUGGUGUUUAACGAGGAGGGCCUGGGCGACGUGCGUGGCCCCUGCCUGCUGCAGAGCUUCGUCAACCACGACGCCGCCCUCUUCAAGGUCUUCGUGGUGGGGGACGCCCACUUCAUGGUCCGCCGCCCCUCCCUCAAGAACUUCCCCCGGGGCCAAUCAGCCCGUGGCUCCAUCUUCUUCGACAGCCGGGAGGUCUCCAAGCCCGAAUCCUGCUCCCGCCUGACAGAGCUGGAGCAGGCGGGGCCGGGCCCCACGCCACCGGCCCCCAGCGUGGUGGGCCGCACCGUGAGGGGCCUGCGCAACGCCCUGGGCCUCAGCCUCUUCGGGGUGGACUUGAUCGUGGAGCGGCAGACGGGGCGCUGCGCCGCCAUCGACCUCAACGCCUUCCCAGGCUACGAGGGGGUCCCCGAGUUCUUCCCAGCUCUGCUGAGCCAUAUCGAGACCCUGCUGGAGACCCGGGAGCGAGAGGAGCCCCCGUCGAGCCCCCCAGAGACACCCUGAUCGCCAUGGGACCCCCCCACCCGAUUUUCCAGAAUGGACGGGGACUUGCGGGGCUCAGCCCGGACCCCCCCGGGGCCGGUCCCUAUUGCACACAAGAGACCAGACCCUGCGGCCUGUCCAUAGGGCCUGUCCCUCUGCCCCCAAUAUAUGCAAAUACAAGCAGCAAUUAUGUGGUGGCAGCA